Prorocentrum cordatum is the source of this 2094-nucleotide messenger RNA. Lineage: Eukaryota; Dinophyceae; Prorocentrales; Prorocentraceae. The record is from the annotation of a GenBank genome assembly.
AUGGGGGAGCGCCCGGGGGCCUUCGCCGUGAGGGCAAUCCUUGAGCAGGCCACUGUCACCUACCUAGCAGGUCGCUGCUCGCGCAUGCUCGCGCAGGAGCGGCGGUGUCCGGAGUGCGCCGCGGAGAAGGGGAAGGAGGCAAACGUUAGAAACGCCUUGCGCAAGGCAAGACCAGAUGCAGCCGGGAAGCGGGAGUUGCACAGCGCCUCGUGCCACGUGAUGUCCGCGUGGCACGAGCACAUCACCCGACAACCGAGCAAGGACAGUUCAGGAAACCGGAGACCCGCUGCGGAAAGUAUGAUGAACCACGUGAAGGCCGUGCGGGAGGCCUUGCCGACGCUGAAGCCUGGCCUGAUAGUGACCAAAAAGAACGCUCAGGUAAACUUGCUGGUCGUCCGCAACCCCAAGGAGUGGUCACACGGGGACGUGGACGGCGGCGCGGGGGGGCGGCGGGUAUCUUCCAUGGACGUGGCCACGGAGACUUGCACUGUUUAUUGGUAUGAGUCUGGGCAGGUCCACGACUGCAACAUCGGCAGGAAGGGCGUGCUCUGCAAGCCGUGCGGCAACAUCCCGGGGUCGCUGGGAGGAGACGACGGGCUGGCAAGCGUUGGCAUGGCGAAGUCCGCCAUUGAGGCUGUGCGGACUCUGCUCGGAGGCCGCGGGAAGAAGGGAAACCAGGCGGCCACCCCAGUCGAGCCGUUUGCUCGGCAGAUUUCACCGUUUGCUCGGAAGAGCUCGCCGUUUGACCGGCAGAUUUCCUACGCCCAAUACGCGGAGAGGACGCAGACGGUCGUCAUAUUCGAUUGGGACGACACGUUGUUCCCAACCACGUACGUGAAGCACGACUUGGGCCUCAACAUUGGCAAGCACUUGAGGGACCAGGCGCUCAGGCCCCAGAUGAUGAUGCGUGCCCGGACGUCGCUGGCGAAGGCCGCGGGCGCCGCCGACAGGCUCCUCCGGCUGGCGGACGAGCGGGGGAAGGUCGUCGUAGUGACUCUAGCCAGGAGUCCGUGGGUGACCGAUUCUUGCAAGUUUUUCUACCCCGGGAUCGGCGAGCUCAUCGAGAAGCUCAACAUCCAGAUUCUGUACGCGCGGGAGAACGAGCAGAUAGACUACGCCACAGUGAACGCGAUGGCCAAGGAUCAGUUCGAGACGUUCUGGGCCGAGACGAAGGGCAAGGCCAUCUCCAAAGCGCUGGGCGAGUUCUACUCCCAGUACGACGGACAGUCCUGGAAGAACGUCAUAUCCUUGGGGGACUCACACUUUGAGCGGUACGGCACGAUGGCAGCGACGAUGCAGUACGCUGCAGCUCAGGGCCUGGUCGGCGAAGAGGAGGUCUCCCCAGCCAGCCCGUCGGUGGCGGCGAGGCCGCGCCGAGGCUCCGGCGACUCGACGGGCUCCCGGCUGUCCGUGUCGAGCGUGAAGCGCCACGAGGGCUCCGGCCAGGGGAGGCGAAUGUCGUGGCAGGGGAGGACCGUCGGCGGCCAGGCAAUCAAGGUGAGGACGAAGACCUUCAAGAUGCUGGAGGAGCCGACGGAGGAGGAGCUCAUCGUGGAGCUGAGCCUGCUGCACCGGUGGCUCCCUCUGAUGGUGGAGCUUGACGACGGCUUCGACGUCGACCUCAACAGUCUCGACGGCGAGGCGCAGAUCGAUGAGAUCGAGAGCACGCUGCGCGCCCUGAAGUGCGAAGCGGAGAUGCACGCUGGCAGCAUGUUCGACGAGCUGGCAGACGGGUACGCGAAGUACCGGGCCAUGCAGAUCCGGGACAGCGUCCGCCAGGGCGUCUCCCCAGCGCCGCCCCCCGCCGGAGGCAGCGCGGCAGCGCCCGCAGCAGCUUCGGGCGGCGGCGCGGCGCCCACCGAGGCGGCCGCAGCUCCUGCGCCGCCGCCCACCGCCGCCGCCCCUGCGGCGGGGGUGCCGCGCCCGGCGGCGCAGCCGCCUGCUGGCCCCAGGCUUCCAGGCAGUGGCGACGGCCUGGCUGGGGCCAGGAAGCAGGCUGAGUAUGCAGCGUCUGCUCUGGACUUUGGCGACGUUACCACCGCCAGACAAUGCCUUCAUGAGGCGUUGCGGCUGCUGGACAGCGGCGCGUCUUAA